Molecule: messenger RNA, 2976 nt
Organism: Gopherus evgoodei (Goodes thornscrub tortoise)
Lineage: Eukaryota; Metazoa; Chordata; Testudines; Testudinidae
Product: cytochrome b ascorbate-dependent protein 3
Exons: 6
Coding region: 400-1119 (239 amino acids)
Cellular component (GO): lysosomal membrane
Molecular function (GO): oxidoreductase activity
Source: RefSeq, a predicted model, not a curated record
UUGGGGAGGAGGGGGGAGAAGGGGGCUCUUCUCUACUUGGGAACCUGGGAUCCCUGCUGUCCUCCAGGGGAAGGGGAGUGAAGGCUGCAGGGUGGGCAGAGGCCUCUCUUGCCCUCUGAGCUCUGGCUGCAGGGGUUUGAUUUUCUAAGAUCAUCUCUGUCUCUGGGGACUUUCCCUGCUGGCUCCCACCCUGGUUGGGCUCAGGGCAGUUGGCUGCUCCUCCCCGCCUACCUGCAGCUUGUUACUUAAGGCUGCAUUUAAAGCAGCUGUUGAUCCAGUCUGAUUAACUCUGGGGCUCCGCCUGCUCCUGGUUCUAUAACCAGCCUUCUGAGACAGGAGGGCACUGGCUGACAGCAGUUGGCAGAGGCUGGUGGAGGUGCAGUCCCUGCUGCUGGAGUGAUGCCCACCUUCCAGUUCUUGCCCUUCUUGGCGCUGCUGGGCACCCUGGGGUUCCUGUGUGUGGUGUUCACAGGGUUCUGGUCCCAGCAUUGGCGUGGAGGCUUUGCCUGGGAUGGUUCCGCCAAGAUGUUUAACUGGCACCCGGUCUUCAUGGUGACGGGCAUGCUGGUGCUGUAUGGGGCGGCGGUCUUGGUGUACCGUGUGCCCAGCUCCUGGGUGGGCCCCAAGCUCCCAUGGAAGCUGCUCCACGCGGCGCUGACCCUGGCAGCCUUUGUCCUGGUCGUGCUGGGGCUCGUCGCCGUCUUCGGGUUCCACAAUGACCAGGGUAUCCCCAACAUGUACUCGCUGCACAGCUGGUUGGGGCUGGCAGCUGUGCUGCUCUUCUCUUGUCAGUGGCUCAUGGGGUUUGCUACUUUCCUGUUACCCUGGUCCCCUGCCUGGCUGCGGAUCAUCUACAAGCCCAUUCACGUCUUCUUCGGCUCCACCAUCCUUGCGCUGGCCAUGGCAGCAUCCAUCUCUGGCAUCAAUGAGAAGCUCUUCUUCAGCCUGACGAACAAGACAGUUCCCUAUGCCAAACUCCCCCCUGAGGCCUGGUUUGCCAAUUCUCUGGGGAUGCUGAUCUUGGUCUUUGGGUUGCUGGUGCUGUGGGCUCUCGCCAUGCCGGCCUGGAAGCGCCCAGAGUCAGAGUCACUGGAGGCCCGACAGCCCCUGCUCCAUUAGGACAAGUGAAGCAGACGCCUGGAGGAGCUGCUGCCCAGACUCUCUGGUGAGAAGGGCAGCUUGGUGCUCCUGCUGUUGGCGCUGAGCCAUCUCUGGAGCCUGGCCAGCACGGAGCCGAGGGGUGGAGGUGCUCUCCGUGCUCCCUCACCACCCGGCUGCUCUCUUGGAUCCCUGGCUCUUGCCACUCCCCUGCCUUCUGCUGUGGGUUCCUGCACGUGCUGCUGCUUCCUGGGAUUCACCAGGCGGCCUUGGCCCCUCUUGCCAUUGUGCUGCUGUGCCUUAGGGACCCUGGCUAACGCUACUGCCUAGAUCAAGUGGCCCGAACUAAAAUGAAAGCCUGCUUUGUGGCGCUUGCCCUGGUGUUGGCUCUGCUGGAGGUGAGGGCCAGAGCCUGUGCUGGACACUCAGCUGUGCCCGGGGCAUCAACGUGCCAAGCUCCAGCCAGCUUCCCUUUCCCACUGCCUGCCUAGAUCUGCCACCCACUUCUGCUCUCUGGCGCUGUCCCCUGCAACCAUGGGAGACUCUGCUAGGGCUCAGAGCAUUUGUUCUCCCAUGGGGUUUGCUUCCAGUGCUGGUCAUACUCCGUCUCCCUUGUCCCAGCUCUUUGAGUGGAGGAAGCAGUUACAUUUCCUCCUGCCAGGAGAGGGCUGCAGAGAAGGGCAGACAGGAAGUAUGGUUGACUCAAGGGGGAAUAUUUCCCCAUCACUGAUUGCAGGGGAGUAGGAUGGGUGGCCCUUCCUAUCCUCUAUGGCUGUGAGUUCUGCUUCUUGGGGUUGUGUGCUAUUGCGCUAGGUUGGGAGUGAGCCCACGUGGCUCAAGCUGAGAUCAUAGGAAGAAACUGGAGGCUUCAUUAGAAGUGUUUCCAGAGAGAGGCAAUUAAAUGUAUUUGUUGUAUAGUAUGUGAGAAGCUGCCCAGCCCCAGGUGAUUUGAUAGCAUCCACACAGAGGCUCAGUACUUGUUACUGGAGAGGUGGAAUGCAGCUACAGCUCAUUGGAAUUUUGAUUUUUUUUGUCCCCUGGGAAAUUCUCUGACUUCCAAAUCUCUGGCUUUGUCCUGAGCUGGGAUGCUAAAUUGGUGGCAGGACUGUGUGUGUGACACAAAGCACAGUGAGGAUUUCAGUUUGACUUAUUACUUAGAAUAGUGAAACGUUUGACAAGGAUGAUUUUCCCCAAACAUUCAGCUAACUCCAGGCAUUCCCCAAAAUGCACUGACUGUGUCAAUCAGCGAUUUCUGAUGGAAAACUGCUUGUGGAAAAUGUCCAACCAGCUCUGUAGACAACCUUGAAAAAUCAGGUAUCAGAGGGGUAGCCGUGUUAGUCUAGAUCUGUAGAAGCAGCAAAGAGUCCUAUGGCACCUUAUAGACUCUCAGACUUUUGGAGCAUGAGCUUUCGUGGGUGAAUACCCACUUUGUCGGAUGCAAAACAGACAAUGGCAGCAAUUGGAGUAACUGCCCCUAUACCAAGGAGAGGAAGAGUGCAAUCCAGCACCAUCCCACUGAGUUCUGGGGUUUAUGGAAAUGAAUUACAGUGACUUGCAGACAGCUCAUGAGGUGGAGCCUGGACAUCUACCUAACUCCAGGGAGAGCAGCUGGGUGCUGGGUCCUUGCUAAGAGUUCAUGACUUAAGGCUCCAAGCUGGGAAGUGUGUUUCCAGCCGCGUGCGUGCGUCCGUCUCUCUCUCUCUCUCAUAAGCUUGGCUGAAGUGUGUGGCUUCCCCAGGACUUUGUCUCCUAUCUCUAGCAUUAGCCAUUUCAAUAUCUGGGGUACUUUUGAUGUCUUGCUGGGAAACUGUACACCUGAAUAGGCUAUUCUGAAAUGCUGGGGCCUCUGUUUAAUAAAUAGUAUCCUUUUGGAUUAGA